AAGCUUCUGCUCCAAUACUCCUAACACACCCGCUGCCUCCCCCCGGUGACGCCGCGCCGGACGACGCUGCACGAGCAACCGGACGCCGGUGCCAGUGAGUCAGUGACCGCCCCUGCCCCCACCCACCCUGCAUCGCGUCGCCUCUGACGCCGCUCUUCUCGCAGCAGCAGAUCGAGCGGCGGAGCACCCUUCUCCUCUCCACCGAGCACGAGCAGACCACCCCUCUCCUCCGCCGACGCCGCUCUUCUCGCAGCAGCAGCAGCAGAUCGGGCUUUUUGCUUCUCCGUCUGCCACCUACCGCACCCGUCUCUCUCUCUCCGUCCGUUAGGCCUAGCAGCUGUCGCCGGUCGAGCUCUCAAUCGCAGACCCUAGGAGCCGCCGCUGUCGCCGCCGCCUUCUACAAUAGCCACCACCAAGGAAUCUUGCCAAGAAGUUCAGGCUGUGAUAGAAUUCUUGAAACCCCAGGUUGUCUUUUUGGAGCUGUGCUCUAGUCGUGUUGCGAUUCUUACGCCGCAAAACUUGAAGGAUAUUUGCUGGAUACAAUAAAGCUAUCAGAAUUUUUGAGGUUCAUCGCCCAGGGAGAGAUUUUGAACAACACUCGACUGUUUUAGGAAACAAAGAAGGCCAAUCAGGUAUUAUAUCUUCUAUUGCUUUUUCCCCCACUUCUUCUGGUAUGCUGGCUGUGGGCUCCUACAACCAGACUACUGCUAUAUACAGAGAAGACAAUAUGGAACUGCUGUAUGUGUUGCAUGGCCAAGAAGGUGGGGUUACACAAGUUCAGUUUUCUAAGGAUGGAAACUAUUUGUACUCUGGGGGACGGAAGGAUCCUUAUAUUCUAUGCUGGGAUAUUCGCAAAACUGUUGAUAUUGUCUACAAACUAUAUCGAUCAUCUGAAAGCACCAAUCAGAGAAUACAAUUUGCUAUUGAACCUCUUGGUCGAUAUCUUGGAACUGGUGGUCAGGGGCAGCUGCUGUUAACUUGGUUGCUGGAGAAAAGCCCGCAGAUGUUUAUUCAGGAAUUGCUACGAGGGAUGUUACUUUCAAAAAGGGAGGAAGAUCAAGAUGAAGAUGAGCGCGAAGGAAGCCUUUGAGAGGUCGAUGAGGACUUUGUCGGAGUGGAUAAGCCAGGAAGUGAAUCGAAAUAUGUAAUGAUCUUAGAUACUUGAUACUUGGUUCAUUCGGAUGAUAAUGUACGAAUAUUUUGGAUAAUAUAUAAUAUUGUUAUUGUUGAUUUUA
Salvia miltiorrhiza (redroot sage) is the source of this 1235-nucleotide messenger RNA. RefSeq lists its product as uncharacterized. The transcript is spliced from 10 exons. The record is from RefSeq and is a predicted model, not a curated record. Bases 674 to 1090 code for a protein of 138 amino acids. Lineage: Eukaryota; Viridiplantae; Streptophyta; Magnoliopsida; Lamiales; Lamiaceae. Gene Ontology annotation, molecular function: protein binding.